Sarcophilus harrisii (Tasmanian devil) is the source of this 15536-nucleotide messenger RNA. RefSeq names its product F-box and leucine rich repeat protein 18 (gene FBXL18). The coding region runs from base 347 to 2497 and encodes 716 amino acids. Gene Ontology annotation, molecular function: protein binding. Gene Ontology annotation, cellular component: SCF ubiquitin ligase complex. Gene Ontology annotation, biological process: SCF-dependent proteasomal ubiquitin-dependent protein catabolic process. Lineage: Eukaryota; Metazoa; Chordata; Mammalia; Dasyuromorphia; Dasyuridae. The record is from RefSeq and is a predicted model, not a curated record. The transcript is spliced from 5 exons.
CUCGCGCUCGUUUUGUGUACUUGCGCGCUCGUUUGGAAGCGGGGAAAGAGGAGGAAGAAAUAGCGGCGGAAGGAGGGGGUGGGGUAGGUUAGCCCAUUUGCCUCACUCAAGAUGGCGACCGCGAGGAACUGCGCAAGAGGCCGGAGUGGCUUUCGGAAGUGACCUCAUCUGGUCUGCGACGGAAGUGGCGGGGCAGCCCCGCCCCCGGCCGCCAGGGCCCUCAGUUGAGCAGCCGAAGCGCCGGGUUUGAGUGGCGCCGGCCGGGCUCGGGGAAGGUCCCGGCGUUGCAGACUCGGGUGGCUACUCGCCGGGCGGGUGGCGGCCGCGGCGGCCUCGGCUCCGCAACAUGUCCAGCUCCGGAGAGGAGAUGCCGAAUGAAGAUGAACCAAACACCAUUGACCUAAUGAAUAGCAUAAACCUAAUGGAGUUUUCUGAUGAGAUCCUUUUACACAUCCUGAGUUAUAUCCCCAGCACAGACUUGAUUUUGAAUGUUAGGAGAACCUGCAGGAAGUUGGCAACGCUUUGUCUUGACAAAAGUCUUACUCAUACAGUGCUGCUUCAUAGGGAUUAUCAGGCCAGUGAAGAUAAAGUAAAACAACUGGUGAGGGAGAUUGGGAAAGAGAUUCACCAGCUGAACAUGGCAGGCUGCUACUGGCUGUCUGGUACCACAAUUGAGCAUGUGACGCGCUGCAGGAACCUAGUGAAAGUGAACUUGUCCGGCUGUCAUCUUACUUCUAUCCGACUCUCUAAGAUGCUAUCAGCCCUCCAGCAUUUGCGCUCUUUGGCCAUCGAUGUCAACCCGGGGUUUGAUGCCAGCCAGUUGAGCAGUGAAUGUAAAGCCACUCUCAGCCGGGUGCUAGAGCUGAAACAGACCCUCUAUACGCCAUCAUAUGGGGUGGUACCUUGCUGUACUAGUCUUGAAAAACUGCUGCUUUAUUUUGAAAUCCUAGAUCGCACCCGGGAAGGAGCUAUUCUUUCAGGUCAGCUAAUGGUAGGCCAAAGUAAUGUCCCUCACUACCAGAAUCUUCGUGUAUUUUAUGCCAGAUUGGCCCCUGGCUACAUCAAUCAAGAAGUAGUAAGGCUUUAUUUGGCCGUGCUCAGUGACCGAACACCUGAAAACCUUCAUGCCUUUCUUAUUUCAGUUCCGGGCAGCUUUGCAGAGAGUGGAGCCACUAAAAACCUCCUGGACUCCAUGGCUCGCAAUGUCUCCUUGGAUGCAUUGCAGCUUCCCAAAUCCUGGCUUAAUGGCUCUUCACUCCUUCAAAAUAUGAAGUUCAACAACCCGUUUUACUUCAGUUUCAGCCGCUGUACUUUGUCUGGAGGACACCUUAUUCAGAGAGUAAUUAAUGGGGGGAAAGACCUCAAAAGCUUAGCCAGCUUGAAUCUCAGUGGUUGUAUUCAUUGUCUGUCUCCAGACUCAUUGUUUCGCAAAGCAGAGGAUGAUAUUGAUAGCAGCAUCCUGGAAACACUGGUUAUGUCAUGCUGCAAUCUGAAACACUUAAAUCUAUCUGCUGCACACCAUCACAGCUCUGAAGAUUUGGGGAAGCAUUUGUGUCAGCUCUUAGCUCAGCUUCAACACCUACGUUCUUUAUCCCUUCCUGUUUGCUCCAUUGCAGACUCUGCACCAAAGGCAGAUAAAGCACCCACACAGAUAGUUACUAAUGCAGUGCCCCGAGGAUUUGGAAAGAAAGUCCGAAUUGGAGUGCAGACAUAUCCCAGGACCAUGUCUUCUGAGUCAGUAACUCAGAAGCCAUCUUCUGUUUUCUGGACUCUUCUGGAGAAUGUGCCAUUUUUGGAAACCCUGGAGUUAAUUGGGUCCAAUUUUUCUUCUGCCAUGCCCCGGAAUGAGCCUGCCAUUCGAAACUCACUACCCCCUUGCAGCCGUGCACAGAACGUUGGGGAUGCUGAGGUGGCUGCCAUUGGCCAGCUGGCAUUUUUAAGAAAUUUGACAUUGGCCCAGCUGCCCAGCAUUCUUACAGGCUCUGGGCUCAUUAGCAUUGGGUUGCAGUGCCAGCAACUGCAAACACUAUCAUUGGCCAAUCUGGGUAUGAUGGGGAAAGUGGUCUACAUGUCUGCCCUCUCUGAUAUGCUAAAGCACUGCAAACAGCUAAAAGAUCUCAGACUAGAGCAGCCCUACUUCAGUGCGAAUGCUCAAUUCUUCCAGGCUCUGAGUCAUUGCUCUUCCCUUCAGCGUCUCUGUAUCAUCUCCCGAAGUGGUACUUUGCAAUCAGAUGCUGUGAUGUCAUUCAUGGGCAGCUGUCUUGGGCUCAUCAUGUGCCACAUGUUUACAGGAGAGUCCCUCACCGCCUGCAAGAAUCUUCAGCAGUCCAUUGUUCGAAGUUUCCAGGCAGAGCGUCCAGCACUAAAUGUCGUUAUUUUCCCCUUGCUCCACGAGGGCUUGACUGAUGUCAUCAGAGAUGUCCCCAUGAUGCAUCUGGAUGAAAUUACCUUGUUCAAAAGCAGAGUAGCUGAAGAACCCCCAAACUUGUGGUGGUGAUGGCUCCAUCAGGAAAUGGAAUGGUCUGCAUCAACAGGUGAAAUCAUUUUCCUUUAGCCUGAACUUGAUUCUUUUCAUCCCUCACCAACUCCUUCAGCUUAUAGCUGCCUUAUCGGAUGCUUUAGAAUCACUACAGUCCAAUUCCACCACAGAGUCAGAUGAGACUGGACAUUUCCAAGGGCAUGUGAAUGUUGUCAUUGGGUUAUUCUGCUGCUGCUGCUUGUGCUCUCCAGUACUCUGCUGAAAAGCCCAUCAGAGUGGUUUGGCUGUUUCCUUAUGGUGGAUAUCAAUUCUUUGGUUUGUAAUGUAAAAGGAGAGAAAAUAUUCCCUCUUCAUCACACUACAUUCCAUUCAAUAUGUUUCACUAGGGCUUUUGUGUGUGCUUAGCGCAAUACCUUUUGUAACCUUUCCUCUUUUAGACACUUUCUUUGUGACUACUUGUUGCUUUGGUGAGAUUUAUAUUGAGAGUUAAAUGUUAACAGGAUUACUUGAGGAGAGUGAAGUGGGCAGCCUUAAAAGGGGAGGACUCAUUUAGUUAAAAUAGAUGUGGUGCUUUGUACCCAGGCAUGAGGUACCAUGUGUGUACUUGCACAUGAAAAAAUAUAUCAGGAUAACAUCUCUAUGAGUGAUGUAAUCUAUUGACUCGUUUCAAAGACCAGUGUACUGUAAUCUUUCUUUCAGCAAACUUUUAUAUGAACACUGCCGUGGUCUCCACAUUCAGCCAUUUGCACUGUUAGCCCUUGCCCCUCCCUACUUUUGACCUUCGGAACACUUGAGCCUUCUGAAGAGUUUGUGUAUUGAGUAACUUUAUUCCUUCACUUCGUGUCACAGGCACAAGACUGCAUCAGAGAGCCCAAGAGCAAAUUCUGCCUCCUCAUAGCAUGUGCACCCUUGUAUUUCACUCAUCUCCACCUCUGACUCCAUUUAAAUCUCGAAGGAAGCUCAAGACCAGUUUUUGCCAGGGGUACUUGAGUCUUGAGACCUAUCUGAGACAGUGAUGGGAGGGGUUCUCUCUCCUUGCAGCAGCUUGGGAACAGUGUACUGUCCCGGGAAAGGGAGUUUUACGUCUUUAGGCUGCCCUGAGACAAAGUAGAAAGGGGCUGGACACACUCUAUUCUCAUGGCAGCAUGUGGAAAAAGUAACAGUGGAAUCCUCGGAAUAGUCUGGGGAGAAUUCCUGAAAAAAGACAUUUAGCAGCUGAAGGAAAGCAGCCUGGAGGAAAAAUGAGGACUUAGUCCAAAACAUAGAAGUUGCUACUUUAUCUCUAGCAAGGUACCAUCAAAUUACGGGGGCCCUGGCUGCCUUGGGGUAGCUCUUCUUUUGUUGCUGCUUUGACUGGAGGGCACUCGGUACUAGAAGUCUCAGCAUAUAUAUGCACAGAAGGCCUGAAGACGGACUGGAAUGCCAGGAAACCAACAUUGAUUUCCAUUUUGUCUCAGGCAAGGAGCAUGAUAGUUCUUCAGUCAAGAUUUAGUUGCUGUAGUCCUCUGAGACUGAGAAGAAGCAUCUCCUUUGCCAUUAGAUGUGUAGAGUUGCUACAUUUCUUGUGUGGGAUCUAAUACUUUACAGCAACGCAGGGAAAACAAUGGCAAAAUACCUGGAGCUACUACCUGGAUAGCAGAUUUCAAGCCCAAGAAAACACUGGAAGGUGGGAAGAGGUUCAGGGGUGAUUGUAGUAUUGAUGGGAACAGCUUGAUUUUGCAGUGUUUAAUCUGUAGCUGCCUCUGAUUUCUUUUACCCUUGUAGCUGCUAAUACCAGGGAGGGUGUUUUCACCCAUUUUUGUUCCUAUCUUCUUGUCAGAGACCAUCAAUGAUAUGUUGUAGGCAUUCCCUCCAAGAAGAAUUCACCAACUUGUAACUUAACAGGGACUUAAGUGAAUCAUUACUCUGGAUAAUUUCUUUUGCCUGUUUUUCCUGGUGUCCCAGGCUUUCCUCCUUGUUUAGCCAGGUUUUGUAGCAACACUUAAGUCAACAACAUGAUAUAUCACCCAUUUUAACUUCUAUACUAGCUCAUAAUUAAAGUGAGCUUGUUUCUCCUCCCAUAAUGCCUGGUAUUUACCUUGUAAUGGCUGGCUGACAGUCACUGGUGGAUGCCUGACGCCUCACAGCCUCUGCCUUCAACUUUUGAUUGAAGUUUUGCUUCUCCUGUAACCAUUCCUUUGUCUGUGUCCUUCAUCAUCAUGUUUAAAGCCUUAUUUUCUUGCUCAAGACACUUUAUUACUCUAUAUUACUUAUCCAGCUCCUGAUCCCAUUUUUCCAUUUCCUCUCUCAGCUGUACCUCCCUUUCAUUUAUCUGCCAAUAUCUCUGGUGACCCACCCUCAAAAAUCCUGUCAGACAAACCAACCUUUUCCUCUUAUUACUCACAUUGUAGAGAUUGCAGUGUUUAUCAAAUAAGCUUUCUAAUUCUCCUGUGCUCCUGCCUGGCUACACAUCCUCUUCCUCCCAGGGAUCAAGAUAUAAUUCAUAUAUUAACUAUUUCAAGGCAAGUUGUGAUUCUUCAUUUUCCCGUUUUGAAACUUUGAUUCCUACCAUAUGAGUAUUAUUGACCCAAUUAAGUGUUUUACAAAGCAUUUUUUAUAAAAGGACUGUUUAACAGAUGUCCCAGGGUCUUCUUGAAGUCAUCUUCCUGAAAGUGUUCCAUCUUUUCUACCUUACUAUGCUUCUGGGGAUACCGAGUAACUUGGAUCCUUAAAAAUAGGAAAGUUUUUGGGUAACUUUAUUCUCGGUCUCAGGAAACCCAAAUUCAGUCUUUGCCCAGGUUAAAGUUCCUUUGUCUUCCAUUUCUAGAGUAUGCCAGAAUGCUCGGACUGUUUCAGUUCUAGCCAACAAAUGAUGCGCAAUGUAACAUAUUACCUUCAGACUUGUCAGUACUGGUGGGCAUCAUUUUAUUUGUUAUUGUUUUUCUUGAAUUCUUUCAAGCCAUAAAGGUACCUUUGAAUUUGAUUUAAAAUGGCACCCAGAAUUAAAUGACUUUACAGCGGUAUGUGUCUUGAUAGGCAUAAACACUCAUAAAGAUUGGUGCCAUCAUGAAAUUUACCCAAUGCCUUGUUUCACUGUAGUGGGUAUCUGAAGUCUUCUUGUUGUGUGAAGACAAACAUUUCAGUGCUUCUUCCAGAGAAUCAUCUAAAAAUGAAACUCUUCAGAGCCAUUCUUCAGGGGUGGCAGAAAAUGGCUUACGUGUUGAGGAGCCAGGUAUGAACGGAGAUAGAUGUGGGUAGAACACAAGCGAGCAGCUCACUUAUGUUUCCUUACUUCCCUUGAGAGACUCUGCUCUGGGGAUACAAGUUAGUCUCUCCUUGAUACAUAGAAUCUGGUAUGGAGGAUUGAACCUACCUUGCAUUGAUUGAAGAUGGUGAGCUGCACAGCCAAUAUGUCCCGGAUAGAAAGAACGACCUUUUCCUUUACAUCAGGUCAAGCUCUAAACAUAGUGCCGAUUGCACUUCAGACCUGAAUGCUUUGUAGCACGACGUAGAGUCGAGAUUAAUUACCAGGGCACCAUUUUUAGGGGAGGUUGAUGAGAUGCUGUCAAGCGGGUGUAAUAGCGCAUUAGAGUUUCUCGUCAUGGAAUGAGUCUUUAUCCUGGACAUGAUGUCUCUUUUUAAAAGAUGCCGUAUAGCUUUAAUAGCUGUAAUAGAUCACUUGAGGUCUUCCAUCUUGAUCCAUAGGCAAACGUUGCUAAUUUCAGUAGCUAUUCUGAAGCUUCAGUGCUACUUUACAUGAAUCAUCUGGAAAAUAAAAUCGUCCUCACAGUCAUUGUAUAGAGUUGCUCAAGGUUGGCCACAUAUUUGAAAUGCUGUCAUAAUAAGGUUAGGUAUGAAAAGAGAUAAUCACAGGUCAAACUCUGGUGAAUGGUAUGGGUCUGCCAAGUCCAAUCUCCUAUCUACAAUGGACACCCGGAGGUAGCUUCAGAUGUGUAGAGAAACUGCUCAUUCCAGCAGUCUUCACUUAUUGUGUUCUCACCCUAAUGGAUAGACCAUAUCCUAGGUCACUUUGAGCAAAUAGACUGCCAUGAUGCAGCAAGGGACUGACAGAGAGGAGCGUAUAUUUGGACAGCACCACAGAAGUCAGCAGUACUGCACUAUAGUUUGGGCCCCCAAAGGGGUAUUUGAAGAUCCCUCCUGUGGUGAUGGCAGUUUCACUUGUUAUCUGAUAUGGGACCUAAGCCAAAUAACUUGUAAAUGGCUGUUUUUGCCAAAGGUUUGCUCAAGAAGAUGGGAUUCUUCAGCAUACAGGAUGAAAUGACUAGACCAAUUAAGGAAUGUUCUCCUAUAGAAUAUUUUGCACAUAUAUUUGUCUUGAAAAAUUCAUGGUACUAUUUUCUGCUGCCAGAUUCUUGAUGAGAUCCAUUGCUAUGUUAAGAGACAUCUCUGCUGAUCCUAAUUACAAAGGCUCUGACAUAUCUUGUUGUGUAACAUCUCACUGCUAUGUCACACUAGGAUUGAGAUUCUCUUUCAUAAUGAAGGGGUGGAAUGAUAUCUGAAUCCUUGAUGUCUUUUGUGCAUUUAGUGGACGGUAGGACUAAACUUGGAGUAGUAAAAGAGGAGGUAUCUGAUGUCAUUAACUGUUCUUGACUUGUAUAUGACCUCUUUCCAAUAGGACUCCAUAAAGUACUAAAAAUAACAACCAGCAAAGCCUCUUUAGAUCUGAUAGUGAGACUUUCUAAUUUUGAGGGGAUGUCUAGGAGACUGCUUAUUUCUGUUCUUGAUCAUUUUAAAAUAUGCAUUGCACAUGAGGUUUUUAGAAGCUAGGGGCUUUCAUUCUGACCUCAGGUUUUUUGAACUUUCAGUAGCAGAUGCAGUAAGCUAAGGUGUCCCCACAUGAAUUGAAGGAUGGAUGUGAUUAAAAUAGAUGUUAAAAAUUGGAAUUAGACUGAAGUUAUGAUCUAGUUCUUGUCCCGUGAUAUCAUUAAAUGGAAACAGUGAAUCAUAAAUGAAUAUUUUUUUGCUGGAAGUGGAUGAUGUGAUCUAUUUGACUUUUAGACUAGAUAACCAUAGUGUGAAUAGGAAUCUUAGGCCAUGUAACCGUCUUUUUUAGGAAACCUAAGAAUUCAGAAUGUUUUCAUUCUUGAUGACAUCUGUUGUUGCAUCCUACCCUUUAUUAGUAGGCAGCUUUACCCUUAUUUAUCUUUUCUCAAUUAGGGAAAAACUGAGGAGUGGGACAAGGAUUUAGUUGGGUAAAUAAAAGAAUAAUCAACUCUUUCUGUAUAAAUAAGUCCUUGCUUGUAGACCAUAACUUGUCUUUUCCAGCCCAAUUCUUUCUCUUCUUUUUAGUCCUUAACCUUGUCCUUAAUCAUAAUAAGUAGACCUCCUAGGUUUCUUGGAUUUGUACCACUGGAACAGAGUACUGUGUUUUUAUGUUCUUUAGUGGAAGUUUUAAGGUAGUCUUUGGUCCACAAAUGAAGGGCUUAGUGAUGGCAGUUAAAGAUUUUUCCCAUGUCCACUCUUGAGUGGAUUUGUUUACAAGGUGUAAGACAUUCCAGCGUACUGAUGGAUAAUGGACUCUUGCACAUAAAUUGAGCUAUGAUUCUUUCUUUAUAGAGUUUGAAUUUAUCAAUCAUGUCUGUGAGUCUUAUUAUCCAAUUUGCUGUAAAAAUUAGAGCUAAUUCCUAGAAGAUCAAAAAUUGACAAAUCCAUGGUCUAUGUUUGAUAUGUAGAAUAGAGCAUAUGUAACACAGGGAAGCAAAGGGUCUAUAACAGUAAACUCAUGCUGAGCUAUCAGCCAGAUCAUAUAGGAAGUAGGUACUGAAAGAAUCACAUAGGUCCAGAAGAUAAUGUAGAGAAUCAGUCAUCAACUCUGCUCAAAUGAAGAAAAAUAGCAGCAGCCAUUCUGAUUACAUUUGCUAGUGGACUCAGCAGUGAAACUCAACUAGGUGUGGUUGGUGACUUAAUUAAUAGCUUAGGGCUUUGCUCCCAGGGCUUUAGAAACCCUUUGGAGUCCUAGUUGGUAUAUGGUGGAAUCUAUUACUCUCCAAAAGAAGACAGAUGGAUUAGUAAUGGUCUUCUAAGGUGAGUUCUGUUUAGGCUAGUAUAGGUGAUCAGGUCCAGGUCAGCCAUGACUUCCUUUGGAAUUUCAAUAAGUAUUUCAACAUAGUAAUAGAAGGUGCCCACAGAAAUCGAAAAUCAUGGGCAAUAGUCAGUUGCUAAUCUAACUUACCUAAUUUGCAAAUACUUCAUUUGUUACAUUCAACUCUCUUAAUAUUUGCUUUAGGUAGAGCAUUAAAAAUAGGGAUGCCAUUGAAACAUAAUGCCGUAGUGUAUUUGUACAGGCAGCUGGAAUACUAGGAUGCUCCCUCGUAUUAGUUUAUUGUCAUUUGUGGUGUGCUUUGAAAUGGUAUGAGAGGAUAAUUCUUUUAACCACAGCUGCCCCCUUCUUAAGAACUCAUCCUUUUGACUGGAGCUAGGUGAGAAUAAUGAAUUAUACUUUUCAUCUCAAAUUUCUUGAAGGUAAUGAGUAGUCCAUAGAAAACUACAAUAUUACCAAGUACAGUUCUCAUUGUAGUUAGCUGAUAGAUGGUACCAAAUCAUUGUAUUCCCCUAUCAAAAUGCUUUCCUGCUGUCUGCCCAUUCAGAAGAUGAAGUGGAAAGGAAUUGCCUAACAAUGAAAAAAUUAAAAUCCAGAGAGAAAAGACACUGUUGCCUUUUCACUAUCAGGCACUCGCACCUCAUUCUACACAUGCACUAUUAGGACCAAAUUAUAAGACUGAUUUAAAAACAAUAACUACCAAAAACUCCAAACACAUGUUUUCCAACUGUGAUGUCUUAUGAGGAAAAGCAGGAAAUGAAUUUUCUCUAGUUCCUUUACUUUUCCAAGUCUCUUUCCUUGUCAGAAUUCUCAGUAUUAAAGUUUUCUAUAUAUCUUACUCCAACUGGACAUCUCACCUCUAAAGAAAGAGCUAUUACACACAUGAAUAGAUCCUCAGUUCCUUCUUCAAUAGAUUUGACCUUGCUAAUGUUCUCUUGGAAAUGGUGUAACUGAGAGGUGCUCCCCACAUGUCACUCCCAAAGUCACAGAUCCCAGCUUCUAUGUUCGGUAUGAAGGGAAAUUCUCAAAUAUUCCAAUUUUCUAAAAUUCACAGUGAACUUACAAACCCCAAAUAACUAUCAUUUAGCUCUUAAAGAUAACAUACAAGAAAAUCCUAGAACUGACAAAGAUUAUUGCAGCCUAUAAUCCAACAACAGUUUCCAUAAAAAUAGAACAUUUCCCAAGAAGUACCAGUGUUCUCAAAACCCAUUGCCUAUCCAACCCACUCAGAUCACAGAUGCUACACAUUGAGUCAUUUUUCCGUUACUGUUAUGCAAAUCCUCAAUUACUGCUUGUUUUAUUACUACUAUUCUAACUUGCCAGUUAGAGCUAAUGCCUAUAACAAACUUGACUUCUUAAAUUGACUUUUUAACUUGUGAGGUUCCAAAUUUUAGACAUUUAUCCAAUUGAAACAUGUAUUUUAAUUCAAUUAUGUAUCAGAUAUUUUAAUUAUCACAUAUCAGUUAAAUAAGGUCAUGGGUUACUCUUAAUUAUUUACUUAGUUACUCUAUACAGGGUUGUGGAAAUAGGCUAGACCCUUCUCAACUCUAUGUUGAUUUAACCCACAGGAUAAUGGCUACCUCUCAGAUGAAGCAGCCUUGUCUUUUUACCUAAACAAUAUGAAUUUACACUAUAUAAUUAAUUACACUGGAUAAUUUUUAGAAAUUUUGUAGAGUGUUUUGAAAAAUAUAGUGUGUGUAUGUGUAUCUGUGUGUAUUUAAUUUAAAUAGAGUUACAAAGUAUUGGAACCAAAAAAAAAAAAAAAGCAUUUUAUGCUCUUAAUAUUGACCUGGUUAACCUUUUCAUAUUAUUUUGUGCUUUUGAAAUAAAACACAGCUUUUUCAAAAGUUAGCCACUGUUUACUAAAAUGUAAAGGACUAAAUCAGGUUGUAUGGUGGUGAGAUCUCCCCUCUUUAAUUGUUAUAGUGUCUUGUGGACAUCAUCUCCUUGUUGUCUGUACCACUCACUGGUAAAUAGAAAUGCUUUUGAUUCUAGACUUUUAGGUUCUUUAGUACCCCUAGAUCUGUUACACAUCUGUUUGGUGCAAUAUUUCCAAAGGGCUUCCUGAAGAAACACAGAGCUUCCAGAUGUGCCAUCUCAACCUCAUCCGAGCAGUGUUUUCAUUGCAACAAUGUCAUAGCUAAAAGUGCUUUCUCUAGGUUUUACUUCUCAGAAUUGUUUCCAGUGGGGUGGUGUCCAUCGCUAUUGGAAGGGCCCAGGAGGAAGGAGAGUGACCUGCUUACACCAUAUCUCCUGCAAGCUUUCACCUUCUCUUUUUUCUACCUUUUUGGAUCAAGGCUGUCAGACUUGUUUGUCCUGUCUUUGUCAUUCACUAUAUAAUUAUGCUGUGGUGCAGCCUUAUCUGUGCUACAUGUCCACAUCUAUGUGUGUAUGGUCUGAUUUAUGACUGUGCAAAUCUGAGUACAUUUAAACAACCUCUGCAAUAGCCCUUUCUUUGAUUUUUCCAAAGUGAUUCACCUCUUAACAUAAGCACCAUUCUGUGAUGUUUUUGUCCUGCACUUCACCUUGCUACUAAAGAACUAAAGAUUACUGAUAAAGACAUUUAUCAUUUCUCCCUCCAUUUCUUAAAAUAGGCAAAUAUUUUCAUUGGUUUUCUCCUUUCUCCAAGAGGAAUGGCCCAGGAGAAAUCUUCCUAUCCACAUCCUCCUUCUGAUAGUGCACCUAGUUUAGAGAAGAGGAAGACAUUUGGAAACUUUUACUUUUAAGGGAAUUUGAGAUUAUGUUCUUAGUGUGAAAUAGGUGCCCCAUAGUAUAACGGGACUGUUUAUGUCCAGUGUGGACUAGACUCUGUUUUCUACUUUUAUCUUAUAGAGAGGAAUAUAUUAGAAUUAGGAGUUUUCUGCCAUCAUUUGUGCAACUGGUUUCCUCAGGCUUCUCCUUUCUGUAUCUGACAAAAUGAAUUGUACUUGUUUGCAAAGAUGACAUAGUAGAUGCUGCCUUUUCCUUGCAGAUGAUGCCUCUCUAGGCCCGCCAUAUCCUUUCAAGAACUAUAGGCAGUAGAAUAAAGUUGAUCAGAACUCUGGGGAACAAGGUCUAGACCAUGACAAGAAUGGUGAUCUGAAUUUUUUUCCCCCCAAAUCUAGUAGCAAUCUGAUUGAAAGGGAGAAUAUGGGGGAGGGAGUACUGUAGUAAUGCUGCAAUGCUGACCCCUUCAUAUCGAAAGUGAGGCUUUUUCCUUUACCAUCAUAGAGUUAGUUCUGGCCCAGUGGACCUGAAUCGUGAGGAAAAUUGCUGCUCCUGUUUUCUCCCUCCUGGAAGAUCCAGCUGCCAAAGAAAAUAGGCAGGUGCAACCUGUUAAACAUGCAAGCUUGUCGCCCCAAAGAAUUGGUUCUUUCACAGGUUAGUCCCACUCACAUGUAGUCCUUUGAGUGUUGCAGGCUCUUAAGGUGAUGAUUUUUUUCUUUAGUUUUCUUUUAAUCAGAAGGUUGCUGCUUAUAGUAAAACCAAGGGGUUAUGCCUUCCCUAGGAAUUUAUUAGAAGAAUAUGAUUGUAUCUUUAUGACUGGGGCCUAGCUAUUCUAUUCUCAUGAGCAAGCAAUUUUAAACAGUAACAUAAUUUAUACUAAUAAACAGGACUGGGAAAAGGGCAGCCCCUCGGCAGAGAGGGGGUAUCAGUAGUAGAUGGAAAUGAAAAUUGCUGUGAAAAGAGACACCAAAACUGUAGACCUGAUAUUUUUAGUGUCCCUGCAACAAUCCUUUUACUUAGAGUGAGAAUUUCCGCUGCUUCUGCACUCGAGACAGGAUUCACCAGAUGUUAAUAAUGUGCUUAUUUUCUCUAAGUGCUAUUUUGGCACCGGUGUUAAUUACAAUUUAUAUUCUGCAGCAUUUACACUGGGAAAAGAACCCACCCUAAUAGUCCCCAAUUGGCAGAGCUGGGCUAUUAAGCAUAGUACCAUAUGUUCUGAGCUGAGAAAAGCAUGGGACUUAGAGCCUGGUCAGCAUUAAAGCUCCAAAAUGAGUUUUAUUGUGUGUGUGUGUGUGUUUUUCUUUUAUUAUGGGGGUGCUGGGAAGUGGGGUGGAGGUGAAAUAGAUUGAGCAUACUUUCUCCUCCCCCCACCCCUUUUAAAAUUUUAUUUGCUAUCUCCUACUUCCAAAAGAGGAUCUACUUUAGAUUUCCCUACUUUUUAUCCAAAGGUUUGGUGUCAUUGUGGCAUCUCUGGUUGUGUUUUGUUUUGUUUUGUUUCUGAGUAGCACAUUGCUCAUCAUUGUGCUGCUCAAGAGCUCACAAGAGGGAUUAGAGCCUCUGGGUCCUAGCUGCUUCAGGCUGGGUGACAUGGAAAUUUUCAGCCAAAGAAAGUUUGUGCAUUUAAGGGCCCUUUGCUUUCCCAUUCUGCUCGAGAGAAAGGGGGAAAGAGGUUUUUAAAUUUGAUUAAAAUUAAUUUUAUGUUCAGGCUCAGAGAAGCUUGAUUAAAUAUUCUUCCCACUCCAUGGGAAGCAGCAUGGUGCCAUGGGAAAUGUGUUUGAUUUGGAGCUUGAGGAUCUAAAUCCUGGCUCUGCAACUUACUACCCUUGUGACCUUGGACAACUUAUUUAUAUCCACCUGGGCCUUAUUUCCCUUAAGUGUAAAAAUAAGGGGAUUCUACUAGUAUUUUUUUUGCUGUAAAGUAGAUUCUACUUCCAGGUCUAAAUCCAUGAUUUUUUAUUUUUAUUUUUUGAUAAAUGAAGCAUUUUGAUUUGAUAGCAUGAUAGUCCAUGUCUCUUUUUAAGACUAAAAUGAUAAGGAGAGGCAACAGAUCUUUUUGUUCCUCUGCAUUUAGAUGCCCUUUGUUAUUCAAGGGCAUCCUGAUAGGAAGCUAGAGUGUUGAGGGCAGAUCCUGAUUCAGGUUCCUUGUUUCAGAACUUUUAUUUGGGACCCAUUUCAGUAGUGACUUGUAAAGAACCUUGGAAACCUGAUCUAAAUUGGCUUCUCCCUCAUCUGAGGCACGGAAUUCAGAUCAGCAUCUUAAAGGAUGGUAAGGAAAAAGCAUCGGCCUCACACUGCAUUGCUCGGGUUCCUUAUGCGAUAGAAAUGUGACCUAUAACAAAUUCAAUUCCCCUUUUAAAAAAACAUCUUGGUCUCGCCUUGCAGUGCUGAUUUUUCAAAUCGUCAAUCUCCCUUAACUGCUUCAUGCUGGGACUUGUGUCUUGCUGUUGGCAGUGAGAUGCCCUGCAGCUGCCAGUUCACAGGGUAAAUGACUGAGAAAAGGUGAUCCCUGGGGUGUAAAGGGUAAGAAGCUGCCACAGUGAGUGCCAAGACAGUUUUCAGAGAGGAUGCUUAGGAGCAGAAUCUUGCUCAAAAUGAAAACGUGUGUACAGUGUGUGUAUGUGUGUGUGUGUAUGUGCGCAUGCACGUGCGUAUUUGAUGGAAGAUUAUUAAAUUUGCUUUGAAGUGAUUUCGUUGUAAACUGAGACCAAUACUACUCAGAGAAGAGCAAGUUUUAAAAUAAAUGGAUUUAAGAUUUGAUAUUGAAGAAAAGCAAGCAUCUUAGUUCUGUGAUGUCAGCUAAACACUCCUUGUUUGAUUAGAUGCACAAGCAGAUGAUUUCCAUAGAAACCAAUUGGAAUGUGGUCAGAGAAGUAAUGAUUAAUAAGAAUAGGACACUGCCUCGGGCCUUAUUUUAGUGGGGAAGAGAAAAGAAAAACUGGGGGCGGGGGGAGAAUUAGUUCUUUUAGAAGUAGAGGAAACUCAAAAUGGAAAAUCCUUAUUUCUUGUAUUAAGUUCUGAUAGCAGACUUUCUUUUCUUCCUGUCCCCAUUUUUACUUGCUGCUUUUAGGAUUUGAAAAUUGCUGGGAAUAAUAAUAAAAAAAGUUAAUGGAUGAGGCAAGAUGAUUAACAUUGUUGCUGUUAGCAGCAGGAUCCUGGCCAUUUCAGCCAUAAAACAUGAAGCAAGGGAGACAUUGACCUUUCUGCUGUUGAAAUAAAUGGAAAAGUCGAUAUCCAUUGUUUUCAGUGGCAUCGACCUUUUGACACUCCUAUUUUCUCCCCACUUUUUUUUUAUUGACAGUAAAAGGGUGGAGAUGAGGAGGGUCUGAGGAAAAGACAGUUGUACCAGUCAUUGAUCUCAUUGAGGCCAGAGAAUUAGAACUAUCUGAGAUCUGCAGAAUACUAGACAUGAAUGGAAAUUUAAAAACUGUAGAUGUGACAGAGGGAGAUCAAUUUAGACUUAAUUAUCAUAUUUUUUCAAGCUCUUUUAGAAAAACACUCAUGUAGAAUUUUAUGUUGUUAUCAUGAGGUCAAGGAACCUUUUUUUUUUUUCCUCAGCAGUCCCACUGCUUCAAAUUUCAUCAGUGUACCGAGAAUCAUUGUUAAACCAGGCAUUGCUAAUUAGCUCUAUGACAAUUAAGUAAUGUAGCGCAAUGCCAUUAGGACAUAAGUUCAGUUUUUGAAGUUUGUCCUUUGAAGUGGAAGCUGGAAUUCCACUUAAAGAUGGUGGGGGAGGGGGAUAUAUCUUUUUACCGAAAUUUUAAUGAGACACAAAAGCCUUGGUGACUGUGAGAAUAUUCACCUGAGUAGUUAGUCUCAGGUAUGUUCACUCACUCGGGUAUCUUCCCUUAUAGCAUAUAUGAUCAUGUCAGACUUGUGAUUCUUGUACAAUGAUUGUCAAUAGUGUUGAUUUAAGUGGAGUGAAACUGGUCGCUUGAUUUAUCACUAUUCCUUUGUGUAUGUGACUUUUACCAAAAAAAAAAAAAAAAAAAUUGUGUCCAUUCAUCAUAGGGUGAUUUAAGAAGAGACUUGAGAUGUCAACAGUGUUACAAUUUAAGGAGGCUCAAAGAGUCCUGGUUUAUCAUGUGAUAAGGUGCUAUAUUAUUAACAGCAGGAAACAGAACCUGUUUACAAGUGAGUGACAAAUUCCUCAAUUUUAAUGACUCCAUCUGUGCAUUUGGUUUUACACUUGUAUUUUGCAACUGGAUCUUUGUGUUCAAAGUAUCAAAUCAAAUAUUGAAUGUGCUAUUUUCAUGUAAAUUUGUGGCAUGUAAAAGAUUUCAAAUAAAGUGGAAAAGGAUUUUAAAAAGGUUA